GUAGAUGCACACACCUUUACGCUCGACUCUUUUUUCCGUAUCAUUUUCUCCCCACAACAAAUACUAAAAUUUUACACUAUGGUUGCCACGGCAAACGGAUCCGGCAAGCCCUACAAGUUCCUAAUUUACGGCCGCACCGGAUGGAUUGGUGGGCUCCUCGGUAAGCUUUGUGAAGCUCAGAAGAUCGAAUACGUUUACGGGUCGGGUCGGUUGGAGAACCGGCCCUCCCUUGAGUCCGACAUCGCCUCGGUGCAACCGACCCAUGUAUUCAACGCCGCCGGUGUUACUGGCCGGCCUAAUGUCGACUGGUGUGAAUCCCACAAGGUGGAGACCAUUAGGACAAAUGUUGUCGGCACGUUGACGCUUGCUGAUGUAUGCAGGGAGAAGGGAUUAGUUUUGAUAAACUAUGCCACUGGAUGUAUUUUUGAGUAUGAUGAUUCGCAUCCGCUCGGGUCGGGUAUCGGGUUCAAGGAGGAGGACACUCCGAAUUUCAUCGGAUCCUUUUACUCCAAGACGAAAGCAAUGGUGGAGGAUUUACUUAAGAACUACGAGAAUGUCUGUACACUGCGAGUAAGGAUGCCCAUCUCAUCUGAUCUAUCAAACCCUCGCAAUUUCAUUACCAAGAUCACUAGGUAUGAGAAGGUGGUGAACAUUCCCAACUCCAUGACAAUCUUGGAUGAACUCCUACCAAUAUCCAUUGAAAUGGCAAAGAGAAACCUCACUGGGAUAUGGAAUUUCACUAAUCCUGGAGUCGUCAGCCAUAAUGAGAUUCUGGAGAUGUAUCGUGAAUACAUAGACCCUAAUUUCACUUGGAAGAACUUCACUCUCGAGGAACAGGCUAAGGUAAUUGUUGCUCCAAGGAGCAACAAUGAGCUUGAUGCCUCCAAACUGAAGCAGGAAUUCCCUGAACUCUUAGGUAUUAAGGAAUCCCUUAUACAGAAUGUCUUCAAGCCAAAUCGAAAGGCCCCUGUAGCUUGAAAAUUAAAGGUUUGAAUUUAUAAUUUCGAGUGUUGUUCAUGUGGGUUGUUUCAAUAUCUUCGCCACGUGAAUCUGUUCCCAUGUUAUACGCAGUUUUUUCCAGUUAUGUAUUGAUGAUGUAUUUUAUCAGUUGUGUUGGUCAAUAAAUGAGCGGACAUGUUACAUUGAUUUAUACAUGAAAUUGAUCUUA
Messenger RNA from Olea europaea var. sylvestris, 1168 nucleotides. RefSeq names its product bifunctional dTDP-4-dehydrorhamnose 3,5-epimerase/dTDP-4-dehydrorhamnose reductase. Gene Ontology annotation, cellular component: methionine adenosyltransferase complex. Gene Ontology annotation, biological process: S-adenosylmethionine biosynthetic process. NCBI's taxonomy places the organism in Eukaryota, Viridiplantae, Streptophyta, Magnoliopsida, Lamiales, Oleaceae. The record is from RefSeq and is a predicted model, not a curated record. The transcript is spliced from 2 exons. The coding region runs from base 79 to 978 and encodes 299 amino acids. Gene Ontology annotation, molecular function: methionine adenosyltransferase regulator activity.